AUGCGGGAGCGGGGCCCUUAUAUGUGCGGAGUCGGUGUGUGGAGCCUACUGCUGUCACUGUGUCUGGCAUCUCUCACUCAUGCACACAGGAGCCACACAGUGCAUGUGAAGGCCGGGACAUGCGAGGUGAUCGCCGCCCAUCGCUGCUGCAACAAGAACAAGAUUGAGGAGCGAUCGCAAACAGUGAAAUGUUCCUGCUUCCCUGGACAGGUUGCCGGUACCACUCGGGCCAUGCCCUCUUGUGUUGAUGCCUCCAUUGUUGCCCAGAAAUGGUGGUGUCAGAUGGAGCCAUGCAUGGAAAGUGAGGAGUGUAAGGUUCUUCCAGACCUCACAGGAUGGAGCUGCAGCACUGGCAACAAAGUCAAGACUACAAAGGUGAACAAAUCAUUUAGUCGCAUGUGUAAGGCAGCCAAGAAGCGUAUAUCUUUCAGGGCACAAAGCCGCCAGUCAGAGGGUCGAGGGAAAACUGAAAGGAACAGAGGGCUUCGAGAAAUGCACGUGUUAAAGGAGCUAAAAGAGGCUUUGAAGUCAAAGGGCUGCUUCAUGCAUUUCCACCCACAAAGCCAGGGCCUCCAGUCCAUUGGACAAGCCCACACACCUCUCCAGGGAGGGGUCCAGGAGAUAUCCGAACUAGGUGACCGAGCCACCUCAGCUGGCUCCUCUCAACGCGGAGGAAUAGCGGCUCAACCAUGA
Nerophis lumbriciformis (worm pipefish) is the source of this 693-nucleotide messenger RNA. Lineage: Eukaryota; Metazoa; Chordata; Actinopteri; Syngnathiformes; Syngnathidae. The record is from RefSeq and is a predicted model, not a curated record.